Messenger RNA from Capronia coronata CBS 617.96, 2295 nucleotides. RefSeq lists its product as uncharacterized. Gene Ontology annotation, cellular component: nucleus; mitochondrion. Gene Ontology annotation, molecular function: endonuclease activity. The transcript has a single exon. The record is from RefSeq and is a predicted model, not a curated record. Gene Ontology annotation, biological process: mitochondrial DNA repair; response to UV; nucleotide-excision repair. Lineage: Eukaryota; Fungi; Ascomycota; Eurotiomycetes; Chaetothyriales; Herpotrichiellaceae. Bases 1 to 2295 code for a protein of 764 amino acids.
AUGGCAAAACGCAAGCGGACUUCGUUAGCUGUAGCUGGAGCUGGAGCUGACGCCUCGACGCCAACAACGCUGCCUCCUAACCUCGCGCCAGUGGCCUCCAGCAUGAUGCCUCCUGCGCCGGUGCCCGCUCGUCAGACAAGCUCGAGGAGGGCAGCUCAACCAGCUCCUGCGAACAUUGACACCAAUCCGAACACAAACGAGAAGAUAGAAGACGGACCGGAAGCUCUGCGAGCCUCCCCUGAUGCUGAGCAAGGUGGGCCAGGUGACAAGGCACGCAAGAAGAGGAAAACAGCCACGCCGUCAGCAAAGGUCAAGACCGAGGCAGGUCUCCCCAAACCCGCCCCCGCAAAGGAGGACAGUGGCUUGGACAGAGGAGAUCCUGAAGCGGAAGGCGAUGAAGAUGCUGAUCUGGAAGAACUGAGCAUAGCCUUAUCCCGCCCGCCGCCUGUGAACAGCUCCUACCUCCCGCUCCCCUGGAAAGGGAGGUUAGGAUACGCUUGCUUGAACACUUACCUGCGGUACUCUAACCCCCCAGUCUUUUCAUCACGCACAUGCCGCAUCGCAUCGAUCCUCGAACAUCGUCACCCCUUGAAAGACCCGACACAGCCUGAACAUGCGACGAAAAACCGCCCUGACAAAGACCAACCGGCCGAUAUUGUGCGGGGACAGGCGUAUGUGGAAGCGCUCGGCCUCGCCAAUGCUCGGGAUAUAGUCAAGAUGUUGCGGUGGAACGACAAGUACAGUAUCAAAUUUAUGCGGCUGUCGUCAGAGAUGUUCCCGUUCGCAAGCCACGACGUGUAUGGGUACAAGCUGGCACCGUUUGCCUCGGAGACGUUGGCGGAAGCGGGCCGCGUGGCUGCUGAACUCGGUCACCGUCUUACCACACAUCCAGGCCAAUUCACACAGCUUGGGUCGCCUAGGAAGGAAGUCAUCAGCGCCUCAAUCCGCGAUCUGGAGUAUCACUGCGAACUGCUUGAUCUCUUGAAACUUCCCGAGCAACAGAACCGUGAUGCCGUCAUGAUCUUGCACAUGGGAGGCGUGUUUGGUGAUAAGGACGCCACCAUCGCGCGGUUCAGGCAGAAUUACCUUGGACUGCCGCAAGGCAUCAAAGACCGACUGGUCCUUGAGAAUGACGACGUCUGCUACAGCGUGCACGACCUGCUGCCUGUGUGCGAAGAGCUGAACAUCCCCCUUGUCCUCGACUUCCAUCACCACAACAUUGUUUUCGACACCGACAAGAUCCGUGAGGGCACGCUGGACAUCAUGGACCUAUACGAUCGGAUCAAGGCGACAUGGACCCGGAAGAGGAUCACUCAGAAGAUGCAUUAUUCGGAACCGACUCCCUCAGCGAUCACAGCACGGCAACGACGUAAACACAAUCCUCGAGUUGCAACGCUUCCACCGUGCGCAGCGGAUAUGGACCUCAUGAUCGAGGCCAAAGACAAAGAGCAGGCUGUGUUUGAAUUGAUGCGGACGUUCAAGCUGCCCGGAUUCGACACGUUCAACGACAUGAUCCCACAUGUACGCAGCGACGAGAACAGGGCAUGGAAACCACCCAAGAAGCCCAAGAAGCGUGCCAAAAAGAAGUCCCGGAGCAGCGAUGAGUUGCCGCUCGAAGACGAGGAGGAAGAUGAUGAAUUGGAUUCUCAAGAAGCCCGACCUCCCCCUCUCAUUCCAGACGCGGAAGUCGGCAUGGGUGGCCCUGAAGGGCGUGUUUACUGGCCGCCAGGGAUGGAAGAGUGGCUGCGUCCGAAGAAGCGAGAAGUCAAGCCCCGAGAUCCCGAAAAGGCCAAAACAACCGCCGAGCGCGCCGCUCUCAGGCGCGCAGAGAAGGCGGCGUGGCAAGCAGCUCAGGAGGCCACCGCGGCUGGUGCCGGCACGGAUGUGGUUUCGGCCAUCGGGGGCGCAUCCGAGAGUAUGGAGGCGUCGACGCCAAAUGCGAAGCUUGAUCGUGCCCAAGCUAGAAGUGUCUACGAUGUGCCCAAGGGCACGAAGCCUGUUCGCGCUCCUCGUUCCAGUACUGCACCGCGAGGCAAGAAAAGCGCCAAAUCCGUUCCCACUCCGACCCCCAGCACCAGCGACGCGGCUUCUGAUUUGGAUGAGAGUACAGACGACAAUGAUGACUUGAAAGCCGGGUCGGCCAUGCCUGAUCUCACAGAUGCAGAAGAAGUUGCAGCGUCAUCGUCACCAGCGUCGGACAUCAAGCGACGAGCGCCCACGCGGACGACGAGCGGAAGAACUGCGAAGAGGAAAGCUGUUAACUACGUCGAGGAUAACGUAGACGAUGAGCUGUAA